Aspergillus clavatus NRRL 1 is the source of this 573-nucleotide messenger RNA. RefSeq lists its product as uncharacterized. The transcript has a single exon. NCBI's taxonomy places the organism in Eukaryota, Fungi, Ascomycota, Eurotiomycetes, Eurotiales, Aspergillaceae. The coding region runs from base 1 to 573 and encodes 190 amino acids. The record is from RefSeq and is a predicted model, not a curated record.
AUGCAUACCCCCUUCAAACUCUGCCUGGCCCUGGGUACCCUUGCUAGCAUCAUCCCAAGCUCACUGGCUACGGACUCUCCGGCCACAAAAGACUCGACCAUCCUUCGUUCGACGGUGAGCUGUCCGAGUUGCCCAGAGCUCAAUUGCUACAAAUGCACCCUCGGAAAUGACAAUACCAUCAAAGCCAGCACGGGUGGGAUGUCCUAUGUCCGUGCACUCGUCGGGUUCAAGCUCUCGGACCCCGUGGCCGAUAUCACUUCCUGCUCCGUCCAGUUCCCGGCCUUUGUCCGACUGCUUGAAUCCCCCGUGACGGUCACGGUGGCGCGGGCGCUGUCUUCUGACUGGGACGAGGGCACGGUCACUGCAGAAAAUGCCCCCGAGGCUGGUGAUGUCUUCACCCAGGUCACGGUGCCUGCCCUCAGCAACUUGCCGGCGCUGGAUGUGACUGAGGCCUGUCAGGCUGCGCAGACGGAUGGGCAAUUUUCCAUCUACCUGGGAACGCAAUUUGACAGCAUUGAAAUCUACUCCAAGAACUCGGGUAACCCGGCUAUUCUCCAUGUCAAGACGGCUUGA